AUGAACGGCCUCACCACGGAUCCCGCUUCCGUCGCCGGCAAUGGCCUGAGAACACUGAACCCUCAAGUACUGACAACGCCCGUGUCGCCAAGAUAUCUCCGUGAGCUGGAGGGUCGCAAGGCCCAGGAUGAUCGCAUGCUAGAUCCCGUCGCCGCACCGCGCCGGGUGGAUGUCGAUGCCCUCCUCACACAGCCAAGCCCGAGUACUUCGUCGUCGCGCGCAGCCUUUGGCUUGCACCCGCGCGAUGUAGCCCAGCACAAUGAUCACCAUAAUCACGGCCAAGACAGCAAUGGUCAGUCGUCCCAAGGACCUAUUCUCUCGGCUGAGUCGUCCUCUAACACCACAUCAGGACCAACACCGUCACUGGCCCCCGACACUGGACGUCUAUCAUACCACAGCAGCCAUGGCAGCAGUGUAGAUGACCACAACAGCAUCGAGCCCUCGUUUAUGCAGAAUCCCUUGGCAGAUAACGACUACACAUUCACUAAAAUGAAGGGCAGAUUCUGGUACAUGGGGCCAUCCUCGUCAUGGUCCUUUUGCCGUCGCGUUUUAACGCUACUCGGCCAGCACCUCCCGGACCAGGGCUACGUCGCAGACCCGGGUCACUUUGACGGCGGGCACAAGCUCGUAUGGAACGCGGUGCCGUGCGACGAGACUCCCGACGUGUCCAACUUGCCGCCGCUGGACUACGCGCUGUUGCUCUUCAACGUGGCCAAGUUCUACCUGGGGUCCAUUUUCUACCUCAUUGACGAGCAGGACUGGCUGCGAAACCUGUACGAGCUCUACGAGGACCAGUCGGCCAAGGCGGCGUCGUCGCGGCACUGGUACGCGCAGUACCUCCUCAUCCUGGCCUAUGGCAAGGUCUUCAUCACCAACCAAAGCAGCGCUGAGGGUCCCACGGGACACCAGUACGCGGCGCGCGCCAUGGCGCUUAUGCCAGACCUUUCCGGGCUCGCACCCGACUCCAUGACAGCCGUGCAGGCGCUCGUGCUCGGCUCAGUGUACCUACAGUCGAUCGACAUGCGCGUGGGCGCGCUGCAGCAUGUCUGCCACGCGAUGCGCAUCUGUAUCAUCGAGGGCUGGCACCGCCACAUGCCCGUCGAGGUGGUAGGCGUGCAGCACUCGCAGCGCUGUAACCUCAUCUUCUGGGUCGUGUAUAAACUGGAGCGUGAGUUCGGGUCGCUCAUGGGCGCGCCGUCGUCAAUCCGUGACGAGGACAUCACGGCGCGCGCGCCAUCGGAUCUCAACGACUGCUUCGACGCGCGCAACAUGGCGCUGCACGUCCGCCUCGCGCGCCUCGUCUCCAAGAUCCUCAACGCCAUCUACGGCGUCGGCCAGCGCUUCGAUGGCUCCCUCGUCACCAACACGCAAUCGGUGCUGCGCGACCUCGCCCAGAUCUCGCGCGAUGUCCACGCCCUGCUCGAGUCGCACUUCCAGGGCUCCAUCAGCAAGGCCUCGCGCAUGGCCGUCCGCCUGCUGCUGUCCUACCACCACUGCGUCGUCCUCACCACUCGGCCCGUCGUCAUGUGCGCCCUCCACAUGCACAUCAAGCGCACCAACUCCAUCGUCGCCGGGCCCGUCAUGCUCUCCACCCCCGUCGCCUCCCUUCUGCAGUCGUGCGUCAACUCGGCCCAGACCGUCCUCCGCAUCCUCCGCGUCAUCGGCGACGAGGACCUGCUCGAGGCCUUCCUCCCCUUCCAGCUCGAGGACGCCUACUCGUCCGCCUUCGUUCUCUACCUCGUCCGCACCAUCUGCCCCUUCCUCGUCCCCGACGACAACUGGGAGGAGAACAUGCAGAGCGUCCUCGACAAGAUGAUCUCCAAGGGCAGCAUCGUCGCUCCCGUCCGCAAGAUGGAGCUCGCGCAGCUCGAGCGCUUCAUGAACGCCUUCACGCCGCCGGCCCCGGCCGGUAGCAACGCAGGCGGUGCUACCGGUGCCGGUGGUAACGGCGCCGCGCACGGCGACGAUCAUCACAUGUCGGAGCAGGGCCACGGGCACGACGACAACCUCGACACGCCGCUGACGCCGAGCGUCGCGGCCGACGAGCCGGGCUGGGACCUGUUCCAGACGGACACCAUGAUUGGUAUCUCGCCGGGCGAGAUGCUUGACCUGGCGGCGCAGCUGGAGCUCAACAACCCUUUGCUUUCAGCGCUACAUGAAUGA
This is a messenger RNA of Cordyceps fumosorosea ARSEF 2679, 2163 nucleotides long. Its product is annotated as Fungal specific transcription factor. Gene Ontology annotation, biological process: positive regulation of transcription by RNA polymerase II; DNA-templated transcription. The transcript has 2 exons. NCBI's taxonomy places the organism in Eukaryota, Fungi, Ascomycota, Sordariomycetes, Hypocreales, Cordycipitaceae. Gene Ontology annotation, cellular component: nucleus. The record is from RefSeq and is a predicted model, not a curated record. The coding region runs from base 1 to 2163 and encodes 720 amino acids. Gene Ontology annotation, molecular function: sequence-specific DNA binding; zinc ion binding.